CUCUCUCAUCUCUCCGACUCAAAAUUCAAACUCAUAGAGUUCACACACUUGCCUAGCUAGCUAUAACGCCCUAAUCUAAUUAAGCCCUUUGUUGCCACUUCAACAAACUCGAAGCUCCUUUACCUAGCUAGCUUACCUGAGCUGAACGAGCUAUGAUACGCAACAUGGCAAACUCCGGUUCCAGCGGCCGGGGCAUCGCAACCAUUGUGGGAGUUGGACCGAAUCUAGGCCGGUCCAUCGCCCGCAAGUUCGCCCAUGAGGGCUACACAGUGGCUAUUCUUGCUCGUGAUCUUGACGGAUUGUCGAAAUUUGCCGACGAGAUUGCGAGGGAGGAGAAAUCUCAAGUGUUUGCCAUAAGAAUUGACUGUUCCGACUCUCGGAGCGUGAGGGAGGCCUUUGAGAGUGUUCUUUCCCUUGGCUUUGUGGAGGUGCUGGUCUACAAUGCUUACCAGCCGGCUUCUUCAAACCCCACAAAAUUCACCGACAUUCGUAUCGACUCCCUGGAGAAGUCCCUUGCCGUUUCUUCUGUCGGAGCUUUCCACUGUGCUCAACAGGUUCUUCCUGGUAUGGUGGAGAGGGGAAGGGGGACGAUUUUGUUCACCGGAUGUUCAGCUUCUCUUAGAGGCAGUGCUGGCUACUCUGAGCUAUGCUGUGGGAAAUUUGCCCUAAGAGGGCUAUCCCAAUGUUUGUCUAUGGAGUUUCAACCUUAUGGUGUACACAUUGCGCAUGUUAUCGUUGACGGUGUCAUGGGACCGGCUAGGGGUGGCUUGUCAUCGAGUUCGAAUUCAAGAAUCGCCAGAGCGGGAGUCGGCGGAGGUGGAGAUGGAUCAAUGGACCCAGAUGCGGUGGCUCAAACCUACUGGCACUUGCAUAUUCAAGACAGGAGCGCUUGGACCCAGGAAAUCGACCUCCGUCCUUCAAUACCUCCAAUAUUUUGCUAAUCCUUACAAUAAUUCCGAGUUUCCUUGAAUCCAUGAAAGGUCCCCAAAUAUAAUGCAUAAGGCUAGCUGCGUUUUUCACAUCAUCAUUGGUUCAUUAUUAUCAUUACUAGUCCCUUCUCCUAUUGCUUUCAUCGCAUCAUUGUUACUACAACUUGGCCUACUAGCCCUCAUUCCACUGCUCGCCUCCAAUCCUCAUCAAUGACACCCAUCUUGUCUCCAUUAGAUCACAAGGUGUCUAUUAUAGUCUAGAACUUCUUGCAUACAGGAACAGUGUCAUACAACGUUUCUGUGGCAAUAAUUUAUCAAGUCGACAAGCCAAUGGGAAGAAGCCAUGAAGUAGUUCAUUUGGUUUUAACAUAUUACCUGUUAAGAGUCUACCACGACUUUGAGGACCCUCCAAGUGAUCAGUAGUUCAGUGCAGCUUGAAGCUUUUGCUAGGCUCAGGUCUCAAUCUACAUCCUCAAGUAGUCAAGAAUUCAUGGUCGGGUUAUAAUCAUUGUGGGGCUAAAAAAAUGCAUCAUGUUCAUCUUUUCUGUUCAUUUUAUCUUCGAUUAGUAUGCGGUUGACGGUGGAUUUAUUAUGUACAAAAGUGUGAUAUGUUGCUUAUCGUUAUUUUAAAGACAUUACGAUUCAAGAUUCAUAUUAUUACGUUGUGAUUAA
This is a messenger RNA of Argentina anserina (silverweed cinquefoil), 1601 nucleotides long. RefSeq lists its product as uncharacterized. The record is from RefSeq and is a predicted model, not a curated record. The transcript is spliced from 3 exons. Bases 153 to 941 code for a protein of 262 amino acids. NCBI's taxonomy places the organism in Eukaryota, Viridiplantae, Streptophyta, Magnoliopsida, Rosales, Rosaceae.